CGCCAACAUGCGGGCUGGCGAGGAGCUGGACGGCUUCGAGGGCGAGGCCUCGACCACCUCCAUGAUCUCCGGGGCCAGCAGCCCUUACCAGCCCACCACCGAGCCCGUCUCCCAGCUCCGCGGGCUGGCCGGCCUCCGCUGCGACCUGGACUACCUGCGCGGCGUGUUCGGCCGCCUCAAGGUCGCCCAAGUGGUUUUGGCACUGAUUGCAUUUGUCUGCAUAGAGACCAUCAUGGCGUGUUCCCCUUGCGAAGGCCUCUAUUUCUUUGAGUUUGUGAGCUGCAGUGCGUUUGUAGUUACUGGACUUUUGCUCCUCAUGUUCAGUCUCAAUCUGCACACAAGGAUACCCCAGAUCAACUGGAAUCUGACAGAUUUGGUCAACACUGGACUCAGCACCUUCUUCUUCUUCAUUGCUUCUAUAGUGCUGGCUGCUUUAAACCAUAAAGCCGGAGCAGAGAUUGCUGCUGUGAUAUUUGGCUUCUUGGCGACAGCAGUGUAUGCCGCGAAUACAUUCUUAGCUGUGCAAAAGUGGAGAAUGAGCAUCCGUCAGCAGAACACCAAUGAUUACAUUCGUGCACGAACAGAGUCAAGAGACGUGGACCCCCGUCCUGAGAUACAGCGUUUGGAUGCGUGAGAGGGAACGUUCAAACAGGGCAGCCACGAAGGAGAAAAGUCCUCUUCCUCCUCCUCUCCACCACCUCCUCCUCCUCUUUUCUUCCUCUGCCUCCCCUCCUCAUCCUCCUCCUCCCCUUCCUCUCCCUCCUUCUCCUCUUUCUCUUUCUUCCCCCUUUGCCUUCUGCCGCCUCCUGAUGUCAUCUCUCCCAUUCUUUCAUCAAGCCAGAUCCAUAUCACCGAGUUAAGUUUCAUCCUCUGGAAAAGAGCAGCUCUCCAUGCCAUGGGCUGUUCAAAUCAACCCGGGCCCUGUUGCCCGAGGCCCCAGGCUGUGGAAGCUGCUGCUCUGGAGCAUUCCCAUGUGGUUCUGGGGCAUUUGGUCAGUCACCCUCUGACAGGCCAUUCACUGCUGCUUUGGGGGUUUUCCCGCCCUGCUCUCUACAGCAAACGGCUUUCCCCUGAAACUACCUGGUGCUUCAGUGUUCACCAGUUUUCACUGGGAAGGUGGGUGGAGAACUGCAUUCUGUUGGUUGAUGGGUUGAUUGGGGCAGGAAGCCAGGAGCUAAGUGGCACCGAGGGCAGCCCGUUGGGACCCGUUCCCCAGGCCAACCUGCAGCCCCUCCCCAGACUGCACAUGCCUUUCAUCCCUGAACAUUGUGGCAGAAGCCAGAGGCUGAAAUUGAGGGUCUUGGCAACCUGGGCUGAAGUGUCAGCCAAGACUUGAGGUGGGUAGUGGAGAAAGGAGGCCCCUGCAGAGGCGAAGGCCUGGUGCUUUCUAGAGAGGAAGCACAGUGUGAGUCUUGUUCUUCCCAGGCCUUUAGUUCAGCGCAGCGUAUUCAGGAGGCACUCAAUAGGCAGCUCCGCUACUGCUGCCAUGGGUGGUCAAAGCAGUAAACUGAGAGGCAGGAGGGCCAUUCUCAUCCCUGGCUCCAGCAGGAAAUCACCAAGUCACCUUGAGCAAAUGACUUUUCAUUCUUGGUCCCAGGGCCUCCCCCUGGUAUAAUCAGAUUGAAUUAUCAUUUUCACAUUCCUACCUCUCCUGGGAAUUAUGAUGAUAUGUAGGAAAGCAUCUGGAAAGCAACCUCCUCUCUUCAGGCAAGAGGAAUUCCAAAAGUCAGAAACAAAAAUGGCUGACUUUGACCAUAGGCUGACAACGGUGUAGCAUUUUGUGUGUGUGUGUGUGUGUGUACGUGUGUGCGCACACACAUGUACAUGUAUGUGUCUGCAUGCACAUGAACCUUUAAAUGCCCAAGAAGUUGCAGCUUCGCAGAAUUUUGUUGAAGCUUGAGAAGAUUUGAGAAUUGACAUAGCCCCCGAAGUUGAUCCUUGUGUGCUUUCCAAGGAGAUGUUUUAGAUUUCAGAAGUACAUGAGAGUACGCGCAUAGUAUGUGUGGAUGGAUGUGUGUUUGGGGAGAUGGGGGGCAUUUUUCCUUCUGCUUCAUGCACAGUUAAUGGGAAACCAAGUCUAGUCAUUUGGUGACUGACAACUGGACGGCCAUAUACCACACUACUCUCUUCCCCUGUACUGAAGAUGGAGAGGAAGGGCAUAAAAUUUGUCUUGUUAGAUUUUGCUUUUUGCAGUGUUUUAAUGUUUACAAACAGCUAUUUAGUUAGAGAAUUCUGAGAGCCCGCAUUGAGGGAACAGCCCUGCCGGGCGGAGGGGAACUUGAAUUUGAAUUUUGCAAUAACUUGCGCAGAGCCCCUGGGAUCCUAGUAGUACAUGGGUGUAUGUAUGUAUAUAUGUGCGCGUGUGUGUGUGUGUGUGUGUGUGUGUGUUCCAACAUACACGUAUCUAAAAUGUGGCAUUUAGUUUUUUGCAGGUUUUAUUGAAUGUGUAGUAGUUCACACCAUGGGGUUCCCAAACACCACCAUCAGUGUGCUGGAUUUUAAAUGAAAUGUGUGGCUAUACUGUAUUUGAAAAUGAAAACUGAGCUAUGUUGUGUUGCCUUCAGAGUUAUAGAAGACAUUCAGUUUGUUCCAAUGUACGACUAUUAGAGCUGUUAGUUGUUCUGAUUGAAUGAGUAUGGGCCAAGUGGCUGCCUAGAUUGGGUGGUGGUAUCUGCAAGACCUGGGUUGUCUUUCUACUGGAGGGGCACGAUUUCCUUGCAGGAAGGAGGAGGUGGAGCGUUAGUGGACAACAGCCAGGACUGGUAUCCAGAGCAGCCCCAGUUCCAAAUUCUGGCCCGGGAUGUGGGUGAUCCUGAAAGAGGAGUUGGCCAUUGAGGGUCGGUGGUCGGGAAAGGGGAGGGAGGAGGUAGAAGGCCUUAGACCUGUAGCCUUAGGCACAGCGUGCUCGGUUUCCAGUGGGACACCGAAGCUUCCACAUUCGCUGUUUGAAUUCUGAGACUGUGGCAAAGGAAGGUGGAGGUGGAUGGAGGGGGGAGGUCUUCCAUCCAUGGCUUUGGGCACAGAAUGACCUGCCUCAAAUGGGACUGCUGGGUGUGGGGGGGGGGUGUGUUGUGGUCAAUAGAGCUGAGGUUAAUGCCCCCCCACCCCCUUUCCUACCUGGACUUUGCGUCUCAGAGCAUAUAUUACGUCUUGUCCAGGUCUUGAGCAGAAAACAUGGCUGGGGAUGGGGGGGAGAGGGGGCAAUAGAGUCAGGCAAGUGAGUCAAAACAUGGGUCUUGUGGCCAAGUUGCUGUUGAUAGAAGGAAGGCCGGUAGGCCUCGAUAGACCAAUACCUCCAGGCUGGCCCAGGCUCAUUCAGCUCAUUGCAAAUUCCAGGCCGUAAAAGGCCAAAUAAUCAGGCCAUUUUGAUGGGUCAUAGAGUAACCAGGGAGGUACAUUGGCUUGUACCCACCUGACAUUCCCUGGUGGUUUCAGUUUGGCUUUGCAAUUGGCUGGUCAAGAGGCAGAAAGGCUAGUGUGGCCAUCUCCCCUUGGUAUCCAGCCUGGUACUUUGGUGUAGAGUGGCCUGCACAUGUGCACGACCCACAGAAGUUCUUCACGAGAGGGGUGACUGCAUUCUGUCCCCAGGAUUGGUGCUGGGAUUGUGGCUUCACUUGGAUUGGAAAAUCAUCUAAAGUUCAGAGCAGCAUAUGGGCAUUGUGCAUGCUAAAACUCAUUUUCUGAAAAAAGUGAUAUAUUUCCCUUUUGUAAUGUUUCCAUGCCAUUUCUGGACCAAAGAUCAUUUUAAUUUUUUUUUUAUAUGACCAAAAGGCCUUUGCCUCCCAGUACCUUCAAGGGGUAAAUUUGGCUUUAGGGUGCUGGAAUAUCAGAAUCAAUGUGGACCAUGGUCAGUUGGCCACUGCAUUUUGAAAAAAGAGCUCGCACUCCCCCUCUUGAAUAUUUUCAAAACAAAGUUGCCCCAGAGGAUAAUUUUUUUCCUUCCCCUUAUCUCUAUCCAUUUUCUGCCUCAAUGGCCAUUCUUCUUUCUUCCUCUUCAGUCUCGCUUCCUCCUGGAGGAUACGGGAAGCAGAAACUGGCAGGACUCAGUUUUUUGAAUGGUAUUUGUUAAGCGCUUACUAUGUGUCAAUCAGUGUUGUAAGCGCUGGGGGAGAUUCAAGUUAAUCAAAUUGGACACAAUCCUUGUCCCGCAUGGGGCUUGCAGUCUAAGGAGGAGAAAGGUGCAAGAAGACACUGAUGCAAAGCAAACCCCUUCAAUGGGACUGGUUUGAAAGUAGGACACUGAGGGAAUGAGCCUCCCUGCUGGGCACUCAGUCACUCAUGCGCUUCCCACCCCCACCCCAACCACCCACUUUGGGGCAGCCAAGGCACCCAGCUUGGGAGGUCUCCCCCACCCACAGGGACUCCAUGGCCAAGGAAUGGUCCCCGGCCCCUUCCUCUGCUCUUCUGGGGAGGAGAAGAGCCUCAGGACUGCACUCUGCCUGUCACAUCAGCUAACUAGAAACCCACCCAGGUGUACCGUACUCUUUCCAAACACUUUUCUGAGGCAAGAGCACAGCUGGCCGCAGCUGAGGAAAAAAAAACCCCAAAAAAGUGAGGGCCAUGCCAUUUGCAGUCAGUCACCUGCUGGGAUUGAAAACUCCCUCCAAGUCACCAGCUUCUUCACUGCCUCGAGCCUGGGCUCUUCUGCCAUCUAGCAGUUGGCCCCCAUCUUUUCUAGGAUCCCAGAGAGGGUCCCACCUUUACUCCUUAGCCCAGCCACAGCUGGCGGCUGUAGGGACUAACUGAGGAGAAAUGGGAGGCCUGGGGAGAAACGCUCUAUGAGGAGGUAUAAGCCCCUUGUGAGCCCAUCUCAGACUCAGUUUGGUGUCUAGACCCCCCUUGCAAUCUUACGUGAGACGAGCAAGCGGGAACAUCACCCAACCUUCCUCCGCUGAACUUUCGUGGUGGCUGAGAUGGAUGAGUGAGUGGAUGGAUGAAUGGAAAGAAUUUCAGCUUUAUAGCUUCUCUUCUUCCUUCCCCUUCACAUCUUCCUUUUCCUCUCCUUUUUAGAAACAGACCUUCAGAAAUGUCCCAUUGUCUUUUUUGCCUGAUUUACAGCUGGUCCAUCCGAGUCUGUCCUCCCAAUAGCCAAGCCUGAUAGAGGGGAGCGGGGAGGACAGAGAUGGUUUCUUCUCCCAGAUUGAAGACAUAACUCUUCUUCAGGAAGGUCAGAACUUGAGUAUUUGAGAGGGCGAGGCCCCUGUUUCGUUUCAUCUGUUGGUGAGAAAAGCCUUCAGAUCGCAAGGCAGCUCAGAAGGGUGUGAUGGCGGGCUUGGACUCGAGCUGGGCCACGAACCCUGUCUGAUCUUCCAUUUUCCAUCCUCUUUCUCACAGCCCUUCCUGGGGCCCCUGGGCUUCUCUGGGGUUAUGAUGCAGGUGAAUGAUCAGGGCUGAGACUGUUCGCUGGACAGGGCAACCCAUGGUGGGGAUGGAACUGGGUCAGGCUAGGCCAGGGGCCGAGGCGGCGCCCUGCUGAUCCUACUCACUCAGCUCAGAUCAGCCAAAGUACAGCCCUAUGAUUGCUGCUUCCCCAUGGGAUGCUUCCUGCCCUGGGACACUCAGGAUGACCGUUGCAGGCCGGAGGAAUGAGGUUGCGUCCCACUCUGCAGUAGCACCAGGAGCCUCUCGGCAACGCUUCUGUGUUGGACUCUGGGGAGGACGAGGGAGGCCCAGUCUGGCCACCGGUCUCCGGGGUGGAAACUGUACAUGUUCAAGGGCACCCCCAGGAUAAUGGUUAAACUAUUUAUUAGUCCGUGUAUUGCUGUGUGUGUAUGUGUGUGUGCGCACACAUGCGUGUAUAUAUCUGUUUUGAAUCAUUGGUGAUUCAUCUGUAUUUUGAGCAAAUAUCAAGUAACUACUUCACCUUUGGUGCCUUCCAUGUGUCUUAGAAGCACUUGUCACUCAUGCAGAUGAAAAAAGGUGACAACAUAUUGUCCAGUGAUACUAUUUUUGUAGCGUGGUUGUUGUAGCUUGCCUACUGCUUUCAGUGAUGCCUGCUUAAACAUUCAGCCCUUUCUGGUCUGGGCUCAAAGGAGUCCAUGUGAGGAGUUGAUGAGGAAGGCCCACCUCACUCUUUCUGGUUCAGCAGUCAGAAUGCUGUGAGGAGGUUCCCAGGCAAGAGGCUCAGGCCGUUACAUUCCAUCGGACAUUUGGGGGCAUUUGGGGACCCACCUGGGCAGUCCAUCCAGCUAAGAAUGGGGCCACCCUUUUGGGGUCAGAUGUCUUGUUCUUUUGUCAGCUUUUUCACUCUUGUUGUUACCCCCUCCCCCACCAACACACCCACCACUUGAAAUUCCAUGUUCACCAUUUUUCUGACUUCUCCUUUCCCAGCUCUUUCCAGGUUUCUGGACCAGAUGAAACAGAGCUUCACUUUACUUGGACAGCACCAUAGGUUCUGCUUUUAUUUUUCCUUCCUGCAAUAGAGCUGGGUUGUUUUGCCAAGGAAUAACCUUGCUCCUUUUAGGCAGGGAAUGUAUCUUGUGUUUGUGUGGUCCUUUCCCAAGCACUUAGUCUAGUGUGCAGGGUCCCCAGUGGGCACUCAGUAGAUACUAUCAUUACUACUGCUAGUGACUAACAUGUUAAAUGCCGGGGUGGAAGGAAGGUGGAAUGGUUUGGAACUUUCCAGAACAGGGAGCUGUAAAACAGAAAGUGCCCAUGAGCCUGUUCCACCUGGAACUGUUUUUACAGUGAAUGGGUUUGGGUUUUUUUUGGUGAGAGUGAGGGGGUGGGGGUUUUGGGGCUGAACUGAACUGCCUGGACCGGGCACUCCAUGAUGACCUGAUGGCAAGGCCGCCCCUCACUGGUGUGAGUCAAGAAGCAUCCUCAGGCCUGGUGUGGUGCUGGCCCGAGCCUGGAGCCAGGCUGCAAAAUCCCAGGCAGCCAGUUGACAACCAGCAGCCUGUCUGUGUCCAUGGUGACCUGCUCAGAGAGGGGCUGGGAGGACACCAUCUCUGUCAUGGCCUGGGGACCUGUGGGUUCCCCAACCCACCCUCACUCCAGAGUGCCCUGUUGUAAAGACGUUUUGGGGAAGUUUUGUAUUUGUUUAAAAUUUUUGCAUUCAAACCUGGAUUCUUUUUAUCAGUCCAAAUCUUGUUGAGAUGGAAGUGGGAGUGCAGGAAGAGGGAACAUGGUUAAGGCAGGAAAGAGACAACAGAUGAAAUUCCAGAGUAGGGACCAAUGAAAACCAUUGACCCUCUAGCCCUGCUCCAUCUCUGGUCACCCUUUCAGCAGUACAGAGAACCAGGUUCAGAUCAGAUGGGAACAAAUAGAGCCUUCCGUUUCUUUGAAAUGAAAUCUUUCUUUUGAUGCUUCGACCAUGAUAGAGACACAUUCACUUCUUAAAAUUAAUUUUCUAAAUGCAAUUAAUGUUCUUUCAUACAUUAUGUUCUUUGGAUCCUUCAAGCUGAGGAUGAAGGAUGCUAAUUUUGGGGGUGAUGCUAAUUUUAUUUGUCUUUUUGUCUGCCUUAAAAGGUAUUUCUAAAGUAAGGCUUUUAACUUGUUUUGCUUGUCAAAUAUUUUGUAUAUGGGCACAGUGAAGGGUGUGUUUGGUAAUUUCUUGAUUUUUUUUUAAAUGAAGUAUUCUGUCCUCUUUAAUGUUUUUCCUCUUGAUAUACCAAAAUACUGUGCCCUGCAAGGUUCUGUGUACAUGAUUGUUUUCAUGGUGGGAAAAUCUGUAUUUUUGUAAGUAAGGAAAAUCAUUUUCUGGACACUAAUCUCUGACCAAUGUUGUCUGAAUUGAUUGUGAAAGGUUUCUUUAAUAAAUGGUCAUGUUUAAAGUGCUGCCA
Messenger RNA from Tachyglossus aculeatus (Australian echidna), 7784 nucleotides. RefSeq names its product CKLF like MARVEL transmembrane domain containing 4 (gene CMTM4). Gene Ontology annotation, cellular component: membrane. Bases 8 to 634 code for a protein of 208 amino acids. NCBI's taxonomy places the organism in Eukaryota, Metazoa, Chordata, Mammalia, Monotremata, Tachyglossidae. The transcript is spliced from 4 exons. The record is from RefSeq and is a predicted model, not a curated record.